CCUUUAUCCCAUCAGCCCAAAAUUAUUUUGAAUUUGAACUGACGACUAUGCCUUGAAACUCAAAACGUCCUUACUCUCCUUGUCUUCAAAAGGAGCAUGAAUUUCUAAAACUAGGUACAGUUUUAUGCAAAUAUAUGAGUAGCUGGUGUAGGAAACAUGCCCGUGAGACCUAAGCUUAUUCUCUCUAGAUUACACAAGAGCAAGAGGGGUAUUGUUUAUGGCGUGCAAUACAUUAGAUACUCCGAAUAUAUUGGUUGUUGAAAGACUGUAAAGGUUGACUCUGGAGCGCUGUAUUUGGAUUGCAUGCUUUGGUGAGUUGGGUAAGUGUCCGCUCGCAGGCUGUCGUUGUGAUCGUUCCUAGUUUUAUAAAUUUAAUAUAGUCACUCAAUCCGCAGUUGUCAUGUUUGUUUAUUUGAAUGAUACACAUUUUACAAAUAGAUUCAGAGUAACUGAAUUGUAUACAACUACAUCAAUCCAUAGAAAUAUUUAUGUAUGGAUUUUCCGUCCAAAAUUGUUACUCUCUUCUAGUUUGUGAUGAGCAGAAUACACUUGUGUCACACUCGUCUCCCGUUUUUCUUGAUGUUCUACUUUUAAAACAAUUACCUUUAGAUAAGUUUGGCUGGUAAAAUAAUCAAAAAAGUCACUGUCAAUAAAGUUGCCAGUGUCUUGGUACAUGGUGAUCAGUUUGAAAGAGUUAAGAGAAGUUAAAAAACAUAAUCAUAGGGCGUUUCGUAGUCACGUUUUGGAACUUCUGUUGUUGUUUAGCCCUCGUCAAAUGCUUCAUUUUCAGGCACGGCUUCCGUAUAAAGGCAACUUUUUUUCACUUCGACCUUGAAAAAUGUUAAUCACCGAAGGAGAUCAUGUUCUAUUAUUCAAAGAACAUUGCUACAAAUUCGUCAAAAUCUCCUCAGAGAAGAGAGAGACAUUUGAUGGAAAAGUAUUCUCUCUAAGGAAUGCGAUUGGUGUGCCAUUUGGCUCUAAAUUUUUCGUUUCAGGAGAUCAAAUUCAUCCCACUAAACAUGAGUCAAUAAUUGAUAUAGAAAUUCCACCGAAUAAUGAAGAAAAAUAUGGUGCGGUUGGUUUAAAAGAUAACAGAAAUAUCAAAGUUUCUCAAGCUAAUCAGAAAUUAUCUGGUUCAUAUAUCGAACAAUUGCGUCUUAAUGGUGUUUCAGGACAAGAUAUAUUAGACCAGUUAGUAGAAGGCAACCUAAAUUUUGAACAAAAAACAGCAUUCUCUCAACAAAAGUACCUCAAGAAAAAGAAAGAUCGGCACCUGAGUUUAUUCUCAAUUGAAAAGCCUAAAGCGCGCAUAUGUUUUGAAAUAUUCAGUAAUCUUCGCCCAGAAAAGUGUCUUGGACUGCGUUUCGAGACAGUAUGUCGUAUCCUGUCUUAUGCUAAUAUUCAUGCAGGAUCAACUGUUCUUCUUUGUGAAACUUGUUCUGGACUUAUCACAGCCGCUACACUCGAACGUAUUGGCACAGAUCAACCAAAAGGAUCUGUGAUUCAAUUUUACCAUGGUUCAUCGUUUCCGCAAUCAGAAAUUAGUUCUGCAUACACACAUUCGUACAGUGGAAAAGUUCAUCCUGUUCGUUUAUUGGAUGUAUUACCAAUCUUGUUAUACAAAGCUACUUUAGAUACCAAUCACGAAUUUGAGGCCAAUCAUCUGGAUGACAGCAAUUCCCAAAUUUCGUCUAAGAUUCGUAAAAUCGAUGAAGAUAUUUCUUCUGAGGAGAUAGCUCAGAGUGAAAACCGAAACUCACCAAAACAAUCCAAAAGCAGUGAAUAUUACAUUUCAUCAUUCAACCAAAUCUUUGGAAAUAAUCGUCCUACACCAGAUUCACUUGUCAUCGUUACUCGAUUUCAUCCGGUCGAUUUAACUUUAACCUUACUUCAAUUUCUACCUAUCGGGCGGCCAUUUGUAGUUUAUACACAAUAUAUACAACCCCUUGUUGAUCUGUACAAUGUUUUAAAACGACGCGGUGGAAUAACACAUCUUCGUUUAACCGAUAGCUGGUUUCGACAUAUUCAAGUAUUACCAGAGAGAACGCAUCCUGAAAUUAAUACGUCAUGUUCAAAUGGUUACCUUUUAACCGGUUAUACAGUGGAACCUGUAUUAAGUACAAAAGAAUUUUUAGAGUCUGGAAUUUUAUCAUCUUUUGGUUGAUUUAAUGUUUGAAAUGCUUUUUUAAUUCUUCGGAAUGUAUGGGUGAUGUAUAUGUAUAGUCUUUCCAUAUUUUAUACAGAUGUUUUUGUAACCGAAAUAGUUUUUGAAUUCAAUAUUUUCUGGUUUUCCUUUAACAGUUUAUAUAUCAUGUCACAUUUCCACGGUCAAUAAAAAAUAUAGGUACAGUUCUGUAACUACUUGCAAAUUUCUGGUAGUAGUAUGAACAACAUUUAUUGCAUUAGGGCUAACAAUGCUAUUAGACUGGUCAGAUCAAACUGAAUAGACUAAUAUUGGAAAUAGCCGUCUAGUCGUUAAAGCAGUUAGCUUCCAAUCACCAUGUUGCUGAUUUGAACUGCACUCCACUAACUGUGGUUACGGUAGCCGUGUAGUAUCACUAGCCCCCGCACCUAAAGUAUCGCUAAAAACCAAGUUCAUAAACCCCAUUCUCCUAGUAGUUGUGUUUAUUUGAAUAUAGUCUAUCUCAUUUGACAGCUUGUUUUUCUCGUUUUCGUUAUAAGUUGCAUAGUUACAACCUAGGUCAGAAACCGUUAUCAGGAACUUUUCUAUUUUGUGUCCAAGAUGAUAAGUUUGAAAAUUGAGAAAUAAACUAAAUCGCAAACCAAGUUGUGUUUACGCAAAUCGGACUACAUUAUAAUAAACUCUUAUGUAAUAUUGCGUUUGGUUUCCGUUAUACGAACAGUAACAACCCCCUUGCGUCUGUCUUCAUUUCUACUUCUCGCUAACUAGUUUACAGUCGAUCGAUAAAAAAUUUUCUGUAAGCUUCAGUAUUUUCAGUAGGGGGUUAUGGAGAUUGUUGAAUUUCUUUAAA
Schistosoma haematobium is the source of this 2993-nucleotide messenger RNA. It is a transcript of the gene TRMT6, whose product is annotated as tRNA (adenine(58)-N(1))-methyltransferase non-catalytic subunit TRM6. The record is from RefSeq and is a predicted model, not a curated record. Gene Ontology annotation, cellular component: tRNA (m1A) methyltransferase complex; nucleus. Bases 839 to 2164 code for a protein of 441 amino acids. Gene Ontology annotation, biological process: tRNA methylation. NCBI's taxonomy places the organism in Eukaryota, Metazoa, Platyhelminthes, Trematoda, Strigeidida, Schistosomatidae. The transcript has 10 exons.